Molecule: messenger RNA, 1818 nt
Organism: Thunnus maccoyii (southern bluefin tuna)
Lineage: Eukaryota; Metazoa; Chordata; Actinopteri; Scombriformes; Scombridae
Gene: nkx6-3
Product: NK6 homeobox 3
Exons: 3
Coding region: 1-816 (271 amino acids)
Biological process (GO): regulation of transcription by RNA polymerase II; cell differentiation
Cellular component (GO): nucleus
Molecular function (GO): RNA polymerase II cis-regulatory region sequence-specific DNA binding; DNA-binding transcription factor activity, RNA polymerase II-specific
Source: RefSeq, a predicted model, not a curated record
AUGGAUCCAAACAUCCAGGGGUCUUUCCUGUUCAACAACAGCCUGAACCAAUUCCCCUCGGACCUCAAGGCACCAGUGUGCCAGUACUCAGUGCCCAACUCUUUCUACAAGCUCAACCCGGGCCUGAACAGCCAGCUGCCAGCAGGGACCCCUCACGGCAUCAGCGACAUCCUGAGCCGCUCCAUGGUAGGGAUGGGCACCACUGGUACCACCACCCUGCUGUCCGGAUACUCCACCAUGGGGGGGUUCGGCCCCUCCGUCACCAGCACGUCUAUGUACUAUAACCGAGACUACAACUCCUCCCUGGGCGGCUUCUCCAAGCCUGGCGCCGAGUGCCCCAUGAAGGGUCUCAGCGUGAGCUGCUGGGCAGAGAGCGGCUGUGACUGGAGAGGAGGGAGGCAGCAGUGCACCAACAGUAGCGGUCCUCUGGGGGAGAUGUCGGGCAGGAAGAAACACACCAGACCGACCUUCAGUGGACAUCAGAUAUUUGCUCUGGAGAAAACCUUCGAGCAGACCAAGUACUUGGCCGGGCCAGAGAGAGCGAGACUGGCUUAUUCUCUGGGCAUGACUGAAUCUCAAGUUAAGGUGUGGUUUCAAAACCGACGCACCAAGUGGAGGAAGAAAAGCGCCUCGGAGCCGAGCUCCACGCAGGCCAGCCACGCGGGGCAGAGCGGCGAGGCCUCGGAGAACGAGGUGGAGGACGAGGAGUACAACAAACCUCUGGACCCCGACUCUGACGACGAUAAGAUCCGACUGCUGCUGCGCAAACACCGCAGGGCUUUCUCCGUCCUGCGCCUCGGACCACACCACGUCUGACACACAUGAUGCAAAUUACGCACAAACACACUCACACACCUAGAUGUACACACGCUUCUCAGCAGACCUGCAUGCUGUAAUAAAACGUGUACAAAGAUAAGUUAAUUAGUUUUCAACACAGAGUUGAUCAGUGAGCAGUUAAGCAUGUUCAUUUAUGCCCAUCCAACAAAACAGCAUUAAUGGACAGACUAAAAAAUUAAGCUGAAAAAAAAGUUUACUUUUGUAAGUUAUUACUGUAAAAAAUCACCUCUGGUCUGUUUAAUGUUACACUGGUAUGUGAGGGAGUAAUGUCAUACACAUCACUUUACUAAAAAAAAGGUUAAGAAAAUGACAUGGAAAAAACUGCAUGAUGCUCUAGAUAAUAGUAAUUAAAACAAAUAUCUUCAUUAUUUGUUCUCUUUUUAUUUUAUUUCUGUAGUUUCUUUUCCAUUUCUGUGUUUAUUUGUAUUCUGUUUGCUCUGGUUAAUUUAUAGGAAGGAGGAGAAACUUUCUCAAUCCAUCAAACUCAAUAUACUCCAUGUUUUAAGGUAAAAACCAACUAUCUCACAGUACAAUAAAGAGUAUAUGGCACACAUUCUCAGUCAUUGGAUCCAAAUUGCAGAAAAUUCAUUUUAAAUUUUUUUUAAAAUGGAUAUACCAGUAGAUGAAGUCAUUAUGGGAGGUAAUUUUAUUUCAAGGGAAUUGAGCUUUAUCAAGAUUUGACGUUGUUAAACCAUAUGUGGGUUAAUGCAGAUAAACCACAGGCCUACAGGGUGUAGAAAGUCACAUUUUUAUAUAUUUUAAAUCAAGAAGAAAGUGCACAAGCAUGUUAAAACGGAUAUAGAAAAAGGCUCUGCUAACAUGUCAUUACCAAUUAUUUAUAGUCCGCAAGUAUGAUUUGUAAUUCUGCUACAUGCUUAAAUUGAAUGCUGACUUGAGGUUGGUUAAAGUAUUUUAAAAUGACAAGCUUUGUUUCUCAUUAUUGUAUACAUGCUUUUGAAAUACAUUGUAAGAAAAAAGACG